Euleptes europaea (tarantolino) is the source of this 2276-nucleotide messenger RNA. It is a transcript of the gene PGM1, whose product is annotated as phosphoglucomutase 1. Gene Ontology annotation, biological process: carbohydrate metabolic process. Gene Ontology annotation, molecular function: phosphoglucomutase activity; magnesium ion binding. Bases 10 to 1698 code for a protein of 562 amino acids. Gene Ontology annotation, cellular component: cytosol. The transcript is spliced from 11 exons. NCBI's taxonomy places the organism in Eukaryota, Metazoa, Chordata, Lepidosauria, Squamata, Sphaerodactylidae. The record is from RefSeq and is a predicted model, not a curated record.
CCCGCCGCCAUGGUGCAAAUCGUGACCGUCAAGACCGAGGCCUACGCCGACCAAAAGCCCGGCACCAGCGGCCUCCGCAAGCGGGUCAAGGUGUUCCAGGGCCACGCCAACUACGCGGAGAACUUCAUCCAGAGCAUUAUCGCCACCAUCGAGCCGGCCCAGCGGCAGGAGGCCGCCCUGGUGGUGGGCGGGGACGGCCGGUUCUACAUGCGGGAGGCCAUCCAGCUCAUCAUCCGCAUCGCCGCCGCCAACGGGAUUGGCCGCUUAGUAAUUGGACAGAAUGGAAUUCUAUCUACCCCUGCUGUAUCCUGCAUUAUUAGAAAAAUCAAAGCUAUUGGUGGCAUAAUUUUGACAGCAAGUCACAACCCUGGUGGACCCAAUGGAGAUUUUGGCAUUAAAUUCAAUACUUCAAAUGGAGGGCCCGCUCCUGAAGGGAUUACUGAUAAAAUUUUCCAGAUUAGCAAAACUAUUGAAGAGUACGCUAUAUGUCCAGAUCUACAGGUAGACCUCAGUACUCUUGGAAAGCAGCAAUUUGACUUGGAGAACAAGUUUAAACCAUUCACAGUUGAAAUUGUGGACUCAGUAGAAGCUUAUGCCAAUAUGUUGAGGAAUAUUUUUGAUUUUAGUGCACUAAAAGAACUACUCUCGGGUCAAAACCAUCUAAAGAUUCGCCUAGAUGCUAUGCAUGGAGUUGUUGGUCCUUAUGUAAAAAAGAUCCUCUGUGAAGAACUUGGAGCACCUGCAAAUUCUGCUGUGAAUUGCACGCCUCUUGAGGACUUCGGUGGCCACCAUCCAGAUCCAAACUUAACGUAUGCUGCUGACUUGGUCCAGAGCAUGAAGACUGGAGAUUAUGAUUUUGGAGCUGCCUUUGAUGGAGAUGGGGAUCGCAACAUGAUACUUGGAAAACAUGGAUUCUUUGUGAAUCCUUCAGACUCUGUGGCUGCCAUUGCUGCAAAUAUUUUCAAUAUUCCUUACUUUCAACAAACAGGAGUCCGGGGGUUUGCCCGAAGUAUGCCUACUAGUGGAGCAAUUGACAGGGUGGCCAAAGCUACAAAGAUUGCUUUGUAUGAAACUCCAACAGGUUGGAAGUUCUUUGGAAAUCUGAUGGACGCAAACAAAUUAUCUCUGUGUGGAGAGGAGAGUUUUGGUACUGGGUCUGAUCAUAUUCGUGAAAAAGAUGGACUUUGGGCUGUCUUGGCAUGGCUGUCAAUCAUAGCUGUCCGCAAACAGAGUGUAGAAGAGAUCUUGAAAGAUCACUGGCAAAAAUAUGGGAGGAACUUCUUCACGAGAUAUGACUAUGAAGAGGUGGAUGCUGACAGUGCAAAUAAGAUGAUGAAGGAUCUAGAGACAAUGUUCUUUGAUCGUUCCUUCGUGGGGAAAAAGCUAUCAGCCGGUGACAAAUCAUAUACUGUGGAGAAAGCCGAUAACUUUGAAUACAGUGAUCCUGUGGAUGGAAGCAUCUCAAGAAACCAGGGUUUGAGGCUCAUCUUUGCUGAUGGUUCUCGCAUCAUCUUUAGACUAAGUGGUACAGGAAGUGCUGGAGCAACUGUGCGGCUGUAUAUUGACAGCUAUGAAAAAGAUCCUUCCAAAAUAUAUGAAGAUCCACAGGUCAUGUUAGCUCCCCUCAUCUCCAUUUCACUGAAGCUUUCUCAGCUUCACGAGAGAACCGGCCGCACAGGCCCCACGGUCAUCACAUAAACAUGGAAUCUGAGGCCACUGGAAAGACGACUUGGAGUGACUGGCAGCUGUCAGUUGGAAUCAGCUAGUCUUCCUUUCUAUUAUCAAAUGUAUCCCUAAAACUGCUAAUACUAUUUAAAAAGCACGAUGAAGUGAGAAAAGAUGUCAUUUUUUAAAAAAAAGAGCAAAGUUUACACUGUGUGUAUGCCGAUAGACGUUGUCUUUGUUAAUUGUUGCCUUUCUAAUUCGUGCAUAGUACUUACUUAGUAUGCUGCUUUUGGUUUAGUAGGAGUUAAAACAAAUUACUGUAUGAAAAAGAACCGUGGGAGUUAAUCCUGUUGCCCUUUCUUUUUCAGAAGUUCCUGAAUGGCCUCUGCACAAAGGGCCUUUUUGUUGGCAGUGUGUAGAGUUCCUUUUAAUCUUUGUGCCACAAAGUAUGCAAUCACUGUGAAUGACUGUCUGCUCCCCCUUCUCUGGAACAUCCUGUUUCAAAGAAUAUCUAUCAGUUGAACUCUGUGCCACAAUCUGCUGUACAAAGACCCUUCCAUGGAAAUCAUCACUAAUACAAGCAUUGCAAAACAUUAAAAUGAAAUGAAGCA